Molecule: messenger RNA, 540 nt
Organism: Brugia malayi
Lineage: Eukaryota; Metazoa; Nematoda; Chromadorea; Rhabditida; Onchocercidae
Exons: 4
Coding region: 1-540 (179 amino acids)
Source: RefSeq, a predicted model, not a curated record
AUGUUGCUGUUUCUACCACUUUAUCGUCGUACCAUCUCUGUUACUUUCCUGAGGCUAUCGUCGGCAGUUUCGCAGGGAGCUAACGGUGAAGAGAAUAUUGAAAUGAAGCCAGCAAAUUACAGACCUGGUUCAGACUCUUAUGCAUAUGAAAAUCCGUGGCCGAAAUUAAAUGGUAGUCGUCUGGAUUGGCUAUUUGGUGAUGGCUGGAGAAGACCACUGGCAAAAGAUCAGGGCGGCCAGAUCCGUCGCAACUGGAUUUGGUUUGGUUUAUCACCCUAUGAUGAACAUGCAGAUUGGUUGAAAUUUCAUCAGUACAUGUUUGUUUUGUUAACAGUAAUGGUUAGUUGGGUGACGCUGUACAUCCUAUACGCUGCUCCCGAUUGGCCACAAGCAAGGGAUUGGGCAUAUCGAGAAGCUCAUUUGGAGAUGGCACGAAGGGAAAAAGCAGGAUUACCAUACAUCAGCAAAGACUUGAUUCGACCAGACAAAAUUGUUCUUCCAUCGGAUGAGGAGCUUCAGAACUUUGAAAUUAUCAUUUGA